AUGCCGCUUCGAAGAGCAAUGUACUUUCUCUGGCAUUUUAUGCAGCCCGUUUUGGUUGGCGUCAUCGGAGCCGAUAUCGAUUUCAAAAACUGGUCCUUAUCGAGAUUCGGUCUUUACUGUACUUGCAUACUCAUUGGUCUAACGACACGUUGCAUUGUUGCCAUUUUAUCAACGAUCAAGACACACUUCUCCUGGAAGGAACGAACAUUCAUCGCUCUCGCUUGGAUACCCAAGGGUACUCUUCAGGCUGCAUUGGCACCCAUGACCUAUGAACGCACGACUAAAGAAAAUCCAGAACAAAUCGAAUUGGCGCUCGACGUCGUCAGAAUAUCGAUAGUUGCUAUCGUCUUUUUAGCGCCCCUUGGUGCGAUUGUCAUGAUGAUAUCUGGCCCUAUUCUUUUGAACAAACUUAGCAUGGAAGAACAUGAGAGGGAACGCCGAUUGAGUUACUUUCGUAUUCAAAGCUUACAACCUAUUAGGACUCGUAGAAGAAAAACCAGCAUACCCACUGAACUGUCGUGA
Molecule: messenger RNA, 522 nt
Organism: Vespa crabro (European hornet)
Lineage: Eukaryota; Metazoa; Arthropoda; Insecta; Hymenoptera; Vespidae
Product: putative SLC9B1-like protein SLC9B1P1
Exons: 3
Coding region: 1-522 (173 amino acids)
Source: RefSeq, a predicted model, not a curated record